Anopheles marshallii is the source of this 696-nucleotide messenger RNA. It is a transcript of the gene Mic26-27, whose product is annotated as MICOS complex subunit MIC27. Lineage: Eukaryota; Metazoa; Arthropoda; Insecta; Diptera; Culicidae. Gene Ontology annotation, biological process: cristae formation. The transcript is spliced from 2 exons. The coding region runs from base 1 to 696 and encodes 231 amino acids. The record is from RefSeq and is a predicted model, not a curated record. Gene Ontology annotation, cellular component: MICOS complex.
AUGUUACGUUCGGCCAGCACAAAGGUAACGCCCGUGCUGCUUGGCGCGGUGGCCGUGAACGUCAGCACCGGUGCAGACAAACCGAAAUCCAAGGAAGAACCAAGCAAAAUGGUUUGCAAACCUUCUGAACUACCACUUUAUCGAUCGCUAAAUCAGAAAAUUGACUGUGAAUGUCAACAUCGUAAAAUCGAAUCUACCGGACCAGCGUCCAUGCUCGAAGAAGGAUUCCGAACCAUCCGUAUACAGGUGCAGGAAGCUUCCAAGCUGGUGGAUGAUCAAAAGAAACAAAUCGUCGAUCUGUACGAAGAAGGCAAGAAGCAAACAAAGUUUGUUCACGAUUAUCUCCAUCAGGAAGACAACACCAUGCCACGUGUAGGAGCGAUCGCGAUCGGAGGUUUGGCUGGUCUAAUCUUUGGUCUGCGUGGAGGCUUCUUCAAGCGUGUCAUCUAUACUUCGAUCGGUGCUGGUGGUGUAGCGUCCAUCUGUUACCCACAGGAAGCGGACAUGUACGCACAGCAUGGACUGGUUGAGGCGAAAAAGUAUGCCACGAUAGGGUACAACUUCGUGUAUGGCGUAAAGCCAGGUGAUAAGCAACUGGAAUUGCCAACCAUCCCGUCCAAUUUGGGCGAACUUAAAGACAGCGUAUCGGGGUUGGCAAAAUCCGCUUACGAGGCAGUAUUUCCCGAGAAGAAAUGA